ACAAAGCCCAAUCAGAAAUCACAAAGCACAACAAAACCUCAUUGCAUCUAGCUAGCUUUUCUGUCUCCUGAAUUUCUGAUCAGCCAGCGAAAACCCAACGCAAGCUUGGUCACCAUGGGGUUUGCUUCCUGCGUCGCCGUAUGCCUCGCGUUCGCCGUUCUCCUCCCUUGGCACGCCACGGCGACGUCGCCGACGGGCACGAUACAGCGGGAGACGAAGCAGCAGAUCCUGGCCAGCAUCCCGCCGCACUGGCAGGAGAACCCGGUGCUGUUCCUGACGUCGCCGUCGGGCAAGUACACGGCGUACUUCCUGCGCAGCCAGACCGCGCCGGGCGCCGGCGGCCUCGGCGCCGACUUCUGCUACGUGGAGGUGCUCGACACCUCGGAUCCCGGCGCGGAGGGGCGGAGCGUGUGGGAGUCGGAGUGCCUGGCGGUGAGCACCGUGAACACGUGCUCGCUCGUGUUCUCGUGGAAAGGGCUGGAGGUGUUCGACGGGAGCAACUCGGUGUGGCACACCCACGACACGCAGUCCGACAGCCAGAACUUCCUCGAGACGCUGGAGCUGGUGGACGAGGGCGACAUGCGCAUCCUCGACAAGGGCGGCGAGCUGGCGUGGAAGGCCAGCGACGAGCCGCGCGCCGCGCAGCACUGCGGGAUGCCAGGCUCCCCCGGUCUCGCCUCGGCGUUCCCGCCGUUCGCCCAGCCGAUCGGCCACGGCAGCAGCGACCUGCCGUUCGGGUUCGGGAACGGUGACCACGUCGCUGGCAACGGCAUCGGCGGCGGCGCCGUGGCGCAGCCGGAGCUCCCCGUGGCGCCAGUGCCGCAGCCGGAGCUUCCGUUGGCGCCGGUGCCGCAGGAGGCUGAUCUCGGUGGCGCCGCCGGGGUGGAGCCGCAGGGACAGGGCGUGGGGCAGACGUCGUUCGGAUUCGGCGCCCAGCCGCUGGUGGACAACAGCCCGUACGACAGCGGCGCAUGGAAGCAGGUGGGCGGAUGCAGCCUCACCGCCAUCGGAGUUGGCUUCAUUCUCAACGUCGCCAUUGCCAUGGGCUUGGGCCACUGAAAUACUGAAUUCGGAGAAUUCGAGGGCAUAUAUGGUAGCUUCGGUGCUUGGAUGAUCACGUACAGUUACGUAGUGGUUUCUUUGAAAUUAAUGGUGAUUUAACUCUGGCACAAGAAGCCAGCGGAUGUGCGUGCUGUGUGUACUGGUGUGUUGCAGGUGGUGCUUUUUCUGGGUGUUUGGUUGUAUUAGUAUCGUGUUUGGAAAUUGCAAAUUGUAAUUGUUUAAACCUUUUCUAAUGGUUUUGUUUCAUUUUAUUA
This is a messenger RNA of Oryza sativa Japonica Group (Japanese rice), 1316 nucleotides long. RefSeq lists its product as uncharacterized. Lineage: Eukaryota; Viridiplantae; Streptophyta; Magnoliopsida; Poales; Poaceae. The record is from RefSeq and is a predicted model, not a curated record.